Molecule: messenger RNA, 2491 nt
Organism: Pseudopodoces humilis (Tibetan ground-tit)
Lineage: Eukaryota; Metazoa; Chordata; Aves; Passeriformes; Paridae
Gene: ASNS
Product: asparagine synthetase (glutamine-hydrolyzing)
Cellular component (GO): cytosol
Molecular function (GO): asparagine synthase (glutamine-hydrolyzing) activity
Source: RefSeq, a predicted model, not a curated record
CCCUCAUCCCCCGGCGCGGACGGCGGCUCUCCGUGCGCCGGCGGCCAGCAGCGGGUUCUCCACAGGCAGGUAGAGCAAGAGCCUCACAAUGUGUGGUAUCUGGGCCCUGUUUGGGAGCGAUGAAUGCCUUUCUGUGCAGUGUCUAAGUGCCAUGAAGAUAGCACACAGAGGUCCUGAUGCAUUUCGUUUUGAGAACGUCAAUGGUUUCACCAACUGUUGUUUUGGUUUCCACCGCCUGGCAGUUGUUGAUCAGUUAUAUGGUAUGCAGCCUAUCCGGGUGAAGAAAUUCCCAUACCUGUGGCUGUGUUACAAUGGAGAAAUCUACAAUUUCAAACAGUUGCAGAAGCAGUUUGGAUUUGACUAUCAAACAUUAGUGGAUGGUGAGGUUAUCCUUCAUUUGUACAAUAGAGGAGGAAUAGAACAAACAGCAUCCAUGCUAGAUGGUGUAUUUGCUUUCAUCCUUCUGGACACUGCAAACAGAAAAGUAUUUCUGGCAAGAGAUACCUAUGGAGUCAGACCACUGUUUAAGGUGCUGACUGAUGAUGGAUUUUUGGGUGUCUGUUCCGAGGCAAAAGGACUCAUCAACUUAAAGCAUUCAACAUCCUUAUGUUCUAAAGUGGAACCAUUUCUUCCGGGUCAUUAUGAAGUGUUGGACUUAAAGCCCUCUGGCAAGGUUGCAUCAGUGGAAUUAGUAAAAUUUCAUAGCUGUAAAGAUGAACCACUCCAUGUUGCAUGUGAUACAGUGGAAGCUCUGCCUUCAGGUUUUGACCUUGAAACUGUGAAAAGCAACAUCCGUCUUCUCUUUGAGAAUGCUGUUAGAAAACGUUUGAUGGCUCACAGAAGGAUUGGUUGUCUUCUGUCUGGGGGCUUAGAUUCCAGCUUGGUUGCAGCUGUUCUUCUGAAACUGAUGAAGGAAAUCAACAUCAAUUAUCCUUUACAAACCUUUGCAAUUGGAAUGGAGAACAGUCCUGACUUACUUGCUGCCAGAAAGGUGGCAGCCCAUAUAGGCAGCGAACAUCAUGAAGUAAUACUUAAUACAGAAGAGGGAAUUCAGGCAAUAGAGGAGGUUAUCUUCUCAUUGGAAACCUACGACAUAACAACAAUAAGAGCUUCUAUUGGUAUGUAUCUUGUCUCCAAAUAUAUCCGGAAGAAAACAGACAGUGUGGUCAUUUUUUCAGGAGAGGGAUCAGAUGAGCUGACACAAGGAUAUAUAUAUUUCCAUAAGGCCCCAUCUCCAGAGGAAGCUGCAGAAGAGAGUGAGAGGCUUCUGAAGGAGCUCUACCUGUUUGAUGUACUUCGUGCAGACAGAACUACUGCAGCACAUGGCCUUGAACUGAGAGUCCCAUUUUUGGAUCAUCGGUUUACUUCUUAUUAUUUAUCUCUGCCAGCAGAACUGCGAAUCCCAAAGAAUGGAAUUGAGAAAUACCUUUUAAGAUUGUCCUUUGAAGAUUCCAAUUUACUUCCCAAAGAAAUUCUCUGGAGACCCAAAGAAGCUUUCAGUGAUGGUAUAGCAUCAGUAAAGAAAUCCUGGUUUUCCAUUCUUCAGGACUAUAUUGAUCAACAGGUUGAUGACCUUUUAUUGGAGAAGGCAGCGGAGAAAUAUCCUUUCAAUCCUCCUAAAACAAAAGAAAGUUAUUACUACCGCCAGAUCUUUGAAAAGCACUACUCAGGGCGGAGCAGCUGGCUGCCCCACUACUGGAUGCCAAGAUGGGUUAAAGCUACUGAUCCUUCUGCACGCACAUUGAAACAUUACAAGUCGGCUACCCAAGAAUAGACUGUUCAAAUAAUCCCCAAACAAAAGUGCUGCAAACGUUUUGUGUGCACUCUGCUUUAAGAAAACCAAACAAAUUAUGCAAACCUAAAGCUUAAAUUGUCUUUAAGAUGUACUUUGACAAUGCAAUUGGAAUUGAGAGCUUUCUGUUGUUAGUGUACUAUUAAAAACUUAUACUGUUUUAGCUGCUGUACCAAAACUUUGUAAUUCAUGGGAAAAUGCUUUCUUUACAAGGGACUACUUUAUUUGACAGCUCUGUUCUUUAUGUAACCUUGAUUGUAUUAAUUUUCUUUGAAGUAAUUUCAUAUGUUUUCUGUGAGCUCUGUUUUAAGGACUUGAAUCAGGCUGAGGGAUGCAAACUGCUGCUAACACUCUCAGCAAAGGGGAAUUGGACUUUAGCUAUCUGGUGAUUUGUGUUCCUGGCUGAGGGACUUGGAUAAUAUAUAUAUUAUUAUAUUCUGAAUGUCCUUCUACACACUCCUGAAAACCUUGGUCUAGUUUUCAAAAAGUAUUUAGAUAUUCAUAGCUAUGCAGAGAUGCUUUCUAGAAUUUAUUGAGAUGGUGCUGGGGGUUAAUUAAAUGAAUAGCAGUCUUAUUUGUUACUGUGAAGCCACCAGUUGGCUGUUCUGUAAAUGUACCAUCAGUCAAAAGAUAUUAUGACUGUUAUCAAAGAGCAGAAUGGAUAAGAGAAGCCAAGUUAUGUCUUUGUUUCUAACUCAA